Molecule: messenger RNA, 1425 nt
Organism: Dicentrarchus labrax (European seabass)
Lineage: Eukaryota; Metazoa; Chordata; Actinopteri; Moronidae
Exons: 2
Coding region: 502-1329 (275 amino acids)
Source: RefSeq, a predicted model, not a curated record
CAAAUGGUUUAAGUUUUUGACAGUAGAGAAAAUUAAUUUGUUUAAGUAUAGUCAACUUAAAUGUACAAUAGUCAGAAUUUAACAUUUAAUUUACAUACACUUAAAUGGUUUACGUUAUCACAAUAGAAAAGUAUAGUGGAGUCUACUUAAAAGUACAAUAGUCAAAACUUAAUAUUAUAAGUCAAAUACACUUAAAAUUCCAGUUUUAUUAAAAAUAUGAAUAUAUUACAUUUUAAAAUAUAUUUGGAAUAAGAAAAUUCCAAUUAAAUUAUUAUUUUGUCAUUGACCACACAAUGCAGUACAUUUUAUUUAUUUCAUUUAGACACACAACAAAGCAACAAAUAUGUAUUAACAAUGAUGUGUGAAAUACCAGAUGCAAAUCCAAAAUAACAGUAAAAUUAUCAAAAUGGGUCUUUGCCAACAAUUACAACAGUAUAUUCUUACCUUUUGCUGCAGAUAUUACCUUACAGUACCUUGCUAUGAUGCAGCUUGGUUGAGGCCAUGUGCAUAAGGCUGUGCACUUUACACAAGAAAACCACCAAGAAGGCUGGAUUGUCCACCCCCAGAUGGUCCAAAAUUCUCAGCGACUACCACCACAUCAAGGACUUAGUGCUCAACAGUCCAAGGGUUAUGGUGGAGACAAUGAUCCAGCUCUUUGAGCUUAAUCAGCGGACACUCAUUCAAUGGUUUCAACGGAGGCUGAAGAGCCAGGAGAUGAGUAUCCUUUCUCAGGGAAUGGCUCCAACCAACCCGAUUCCUGUGGCACCUGACCAGCUUCUACCACCAAAGGAACGACUGCAGCUCCUUCCUUCAGCAUCAGGCCCACGGCAUGAAUUUGUCCUCCCUCCAAAUCUGGAAGGGCAGGCUUCUAUUUUGCGGCCAGGCCAACAGCCAGCUGCUGCCACCAGGGAGUGCCCCAUCGCACCUGCCCCCACGGCACCAGACAUUGCACAGCCCAUUGCAGCUCCUGGGAUGUUGCCUAGGGUAGGGAUUUGCAUCCUCAACCCAGACAACACUGUGUCAUGCGUACUGCCAGCUUCUGGUGCCUCAACAUCCAGUGCAGGCCCAGCUCCACUUGUUCCUGCACCUGCUACUCCUGUGUCCCGGUACACGCACAGGAACAGGCGCCAGCGGGCCCUUGAGGAGGAGAGUGGAGUCCACAAGAGGAAAUAUGCGAGAGGGGUCACCUACAAUACCUGUAGCCAGUGUGGGCAGCCCAAAACAAAGGAGUUUGGGCAUAGUCGUCAUGGCAGUGCCGCCUUCUGCUCACGUGCCUCAAAUGGCAAAUCUCUUGAAGAGUGGUUGGCAGAACAGAGAGCAGAAAAAUAAGUUUUUAACUAUGUUUUGCUUGUAUGUAUUGUAUAUAUUGUAUAUUGUGUGUUUGCGUGUAUAGUUCCCUGUGUUUAUAUAGUUUUUCUGAGGUGU